GGGCCGCGCCGCUCCCGCCCCUCCCGCCUAGUCCUCGGCCGCUCGGAGCCCGGGUAGCAUGCCUCGAAAGUAAUAGAUCUUUCCUCAUAUUCUUACCAUGGAGGACUCGGGUAGGAAGAAUUUCAGCUCAGAGGAGGAAGAAAUUAGCUACUGGAAAGACUUAGCUAUACAGUAUAAGCAACGGGCGGAAAAUACACAAGAGGAACUGCAUGAAUUCCAAGAGGGAAGCCGAGAAUAUGAAGCUGAACUGGAGACCCAGUUGCAACAAAUUGAAACUAGGAAUCGGGAUCUUUUGUCAGAAAAUAACCGCCUCCGCGUGGAACUUGAAACAGUUAAGGAAAAGUUUGAAAUGCAGCAUUCUGAAGACUACCGACAGAUCUCUGCAUUAGAAGAUGACCUUGCACAGACUAAAGCAAUUAAAGAUCAUUUACAGAAAUAUAUCAGGGAGCUAGAACAAGCAAAUGAUGACUUGGAGAGAGCAAAACGAGCUACUAUCAUGUCCUUGGAAGACUUUGAGCAGCGGUUGAAUCAGGCCAUUGAAAGAAAUGCCUUUCUGGAAAGUGAACUUGAUGAGAAAGAGAAUCUCCUAGAAUCUGUUCAGCGAUUGAAAGAUGAAGCUAGAGAUCUGCGACAGGAAUUAGCAGUGCAGCAGAAGCAAGAGAAACCCAGGACUCCUAUACACAGUUCAUUGGAAGCAGAGAGGACAGAUACUGCUGUGCAGGCCACUAUGUCUGUGCCAUCCACACCUGUAGCACACCGAGGACCCAGUGCCAGUGUAAACACACCUGCAUCAUUCAAGAGAGGCUUGGAGGACAGUUACGGGGGCACUCCUCUCACACCGGCUGCCAGGAUAUCCGCACUGAACAUCGUGGGAGACUUGCUUCGGAAAGUCGGGGCACUGGAGUCCAAACUUGCAUCCUGUCGAAACUUUGUAUAUGAUCAGUCCCCAAACAGAACAAGUGUUGCAUCCUCAGGGAGAGGCAUGAAGACCAGAGAUGGCAGUGACAAACGGCCAAACAGCACCAGUGUGCCUUUGGGAGAGAAAGGGUUAGGAAAACGACUGGAAUUUGGAAAGCUUCCUUCAAGUAUUCCAUCACCAUCGCUGCCAUCACCACAGGGUGUUGUCAAGAUGCUGCUUUGAGAAUCGUGGGCAUUGAAGACCGUGGUGUUCUAGUUUUGUUACCAUUUUCUUUUGAAACUAAUCUUUUAAAAUUUGUUUGAAUAAAAGAACAAACAGGCAUAGUAGUUAACUCCAUGUGUUGUGGACCAAGUGUGUAAUUUGGAGAACUAGCCUGCAGGCAGCAGUUUUCUUACCAAAUUUAGUUUAGUGUUGCCACUGUCUUACAGUGAGAAGACUGAACAUUUUGUCACAUGCUUUAUUGUGGAAGUGGCUGUAACUCAAUUUUGACCAAAUACCUGGCCAACUCCGAUGUCAUAACUGGCGUCAUAGCCAGGGGGAUGUUUUAUUAGUCAUUGGUUCCUCAUAUAUGUGCCUGCCCAUCUUACCGGCCUGCCUCCAUCCUUCAGAGGGCCCUUAUUCAAUUAAAAUACACUAUUCAUAGUGACCCAUUUUGUCUGGUAUGGAAUUUCCAGUGCUGUGUAGACUUAUUAAGGGAUGGUUUCAUUUAAAUUAUUUCUAGGAAUACAAGGUAGUAUUCCUGUAGAAUACUUCUUUUAAAAAGGCAUAAAUGGUGCAGGGCUACCCUUGUUGCCUUGCCAGAACAUUUUAACCUCUUACUGAGUUAUUUAGGUGCUUUAUCCUAAGACUUUUAGUCCAGUUCCAAGCUAAUUUUGAUUUUGACCAAGGUCAGUAAAAGUUGGUUACUUUAUAAGUAAAUUGUAACCAUUGACUGUCUAAAUCUACUAGUAGGUGUUGGUUUCAUUUUUGAAUUUCAUGAGGCAAUUGAGGCAGGUUGCCCCCUGUAAGGUGAUCUGUAUAAAACAGGCUUCAUUCAAAGGCAAAUUCGAAUUAUGUGAGAUAUCUUUUAAAUGUGCCUACAAUGGAGCUUACUUGUUUUGGAAGAUUUCCUUUCCUUCAAGGAAAGACUGUGGCCUCAACAUUGCUUAAAACCUAGGGGAUCCAUCAGUUUGCAGCAUUCAACACUGCUUGUUGGUAACACCUGUUCUGUAUCUUCAGCCUGGAGAGGGGAACUGCACUAACUUCAGGGGCAUAUUCUCAUCUUGAAUCAAAAACCUUUGCUGACAACCUUCUGCUGAGUUAGUUUUUGGGGAGACAGCAAAAAUCUUUGAGUUGGGAAUAUAGCUUUAAUUGCUACUGAAAUUAUUAAGUGGAAAUAUUGCUACUAUUGAUGUUUAUUAAUCUAAGAAAUGUUCUUAACGUGUAUCAGAAAAAAUGCUUUAUUUUUCUAAAAAAAAAUUUUUUUUUGUCAAGAGAGAGUAAUGUUUCACUUUGUUUUAAACUAAGCAAUAAUUCCAAGAUAGUUAUUUAAUGUCAUUAUAAGUAGGUGCAUACCCUGUCUAAUGUCUCCAAGUUGGUUCUACAGAAGUGCAGUAUUGGGUACAGUGACUUUACGGGGGGGCAGUUAAGUUCCAUAAAAAAUGUUAUAAAUGGGCAGUCAGGCAAAUGAUGUUACAGUGGGGUUUAGUGACAUUAUGUCAGGGUUUGGUUAUAAUUUAUUAAGGAUUUAAUAUGGUGAAGUGAUACUGAUUAGGGCAGCAUUAUAUAAGGUAUGCUUUUAUUUGUAUUUUGUCAUGUGGUUUAAAGCCUUGUUUUUUUAACCAAGUAAAUGGAUAUGAAUUGAAAAUUAUCUUUGAAAAUAAAUUAUUUCCACACAGGUAGCCUUUUUAGAAAAUGCUGUUUCAGGUGAGGGCACCGAUAAACGUGUGCUAAUAUUGUCAUUUUACUGAGUACUUGUUACUUCUUAUAAUGGAAAUUAGCAGUCUUUAAUUUCCUUGAAUCUACCUUAUCUGGCUGAGUCAGUGUACAGAAUAAAGUUUGUUCUUAAUGAUA
Messenger RNA from Vombatus ursinus (common wombat), 2971 nucleotides. RefSeq names its product nudE neurodevelopment protein 1 (gene NDE1). The transcript is spliced from 9 exons. Gene Ontology annotation, biological process: microtubule nucleation; centrosome localization; vesicle transport along microtubule. Bases 98 to 1141 code for a protein of 347 amino acids. Lineage: Eukaryota; Metazoa; Chordata; Mammalia; Diprotodontia; Vombatidae. Gene Ontology annotation, molecular function: microtubule binding. Gene Ontology annotation, cellular component: kinetochore; centrosome; kinesin complex. The record is from RefSeq and is a predicted model, not a curated record.